Bursaphelenchus okinawaensis is the source of this 2326-nucleotide messenger RNA. The record is from the annotation of a GenBank genome assembly. Lineage: Eukaryota; Metazoa; Nematoda; Chromadorea; Rhabditida; Aphelenchoididae.
AUGUUGGAUGUCAAAUUAUUGGAUGAAAAGAUGGCUUCCUCAAGUCUGGUGUUGAUUAUGAAGAAGGGAGAUGUGAUGGACAUUAACAACUACCGACCGAUCAGCAUGGCCACUACUAUGUACAAAAUUCUGUCCAGAAUUGGGGAGCAGGAGUUUUCGGGUAGGGACAUUUCGGGUAGCGACUUUUCGGGUAGGACAUUUCGGGUGAUGGAUAUUUCGGGCAAUGGUAAUUUCGGGUAGGGAUUGUUCGGGUAGCUACUUUUCGGGUUAUCGACAUUUCGGGUAGGAACUUUUCGUAAAAUUUAAAAUAUUAAGUUAUGGAUAAUUACAAUAAAAUUUCCAGACUUAAAAUUAUGACUUGCAAUGUUAAAAAUUGUAACGUUCUAAAGUUAUUGUUUUUGAACCCGAUGAUAACGAUAUCUUACGUUUACUAUCAUCUAUUUUUGCAAAAUCAUUACAAAAACAGUAACACUAGAACGUUCACAGCACGGUACGAUAACGUUCAUAGUAUUCUGGUAAGCAUGCGACCUUGCAUUAAAAAUAUACAAAAAAAGUAUCAUAGGAACGUUGACGGUACGAUGUCAACGUUCACGGUGCCAUGUCAACGUUAACGAUAAAGGCACAUGGCGCUAGGACAAAUGCGGUUUUUUGGACAUUUGCGGAUCUGCGGUUUUUAGACACUUGCGGAUCUUCGGUUUUUGGACACUUGCGGAUUUUUUAAAGGUUUUUUUUAUUUUUUACUUAAUUUAGUUGUAUUAUGGUACUAAAUUGUACUAAAGUUUGAAUUGGUACGGUUUUAACAUAACAGUACCUUUUUGGGAUUUUAGUACUAUUUAGUACCAAAAAAUAUAAAAACAGUACCGAUUAAAAAUUUAGUACUAUUUAACAUUAAGAAAUAUUAAGACAGUGCCAAUUUAAACUUUUGUACCAUUUAGUACCAUACUACAACUAAAUUAAAUAAAAAAUAAAAAAACCCCUUUAAAAAAUCCGCAAAUGUCCAAAAUCCGCAAGUGUCCAAAAACCGAAGGUCCGCAAGUGUCUAAAAACCGCAGAUCCGCAAAUGUCCAAAAACCGCAUUUGUCCUAGCGCCAGGCACAUGUGGUUCAGUCACAUGAGAUUUAGUGACAUGUGAUUAGGCCAGGGUAAAAAAGGAUAUAUGAUUUAGUCAGGUUGUGAUUCAGUCUUCUAUCUUUUAUAGCAUAAUAAAUGAAAAUUAUAUAAUUCAUGGUUUAUGUAUUAUUAAUUAUUUAAUUUUUUAGUUUUUUUAAAAAAUUAUAAUUACGAUUUUUAAUAUUGCAAGUCAUAAUUUUAAGUCUGGAAAUUUUAUUGUAAUUAUCCAUAACUUAAUAUUUUAAAUUUUACGAAAAGUUCCUACCCGAAAUGUCGAUAACCCGAAAAGUAGCUACCCGAAAUUACCAUUGCCCGAAAUGUCCUACCCGAAAAGUCGCUACCCGAAAUGUCCCUGCCCGAAAAGUCACUAACCCCCAGAAUUGCACGGAGAAGAGUGGAAACCCAGAUAGAAGGGAAACUGAAGCCGGACCAAGCUGCGUUCAGAAGAGGCUUCUCGGCAGCGAACCAUUUGGUGGCACUGAAUCUGAUGUACCUUAACCGAAGAAUGUUUGAAGAUUGGUUUGGUGAUUAACAAACAGAAGACCAUGUGGAUGGGAGAGGUUGAUGGGGCACUGUAUGUGAAUGGUGAAGCAAUUCAGAAGACAAGCUGGUACAAAUACCUUGGACAACACUUCGAAAUGCCGAGGAGAACGGACAUUGAAGUUCAGAAGCGAAUUCAGGCAGCCUGGGCCGCUUUCAGGGCGGAAUAUGAUCUCCUGACCAGUAGAAGGACGGAGGUAUGGAUCAAAAGAAGGUACUUCAACAUGUGUGUACUACCGGCGAUGACUUAUGGAGCUGAGAGUUGGGCACUGAGGCUGGCGGACAAAUGGAAGCUCGAACGGUGUCAAAGAAGAAUGGAGCGAGCGAUGUUGGGACUGACACUACGGGAUUUGAAGUGAGAAGCAGACAAAUCAGGGCUCGGACUAAACUGAAGGAUGUGGUUGAAGUGGCAAUCACAAUAAAAUGGAAGAUGGCGGCAAAAAUUCCAAGAGCAGGAAAUGAACGGCUGGACUGGAAGGUGCUAAUCUGGAUUCCUGAAGGAAAAAGAAGAGUUGGUCGACCUAGAAUGAGAUGGGAGGACGAGUUCGUGGAGCUGUGUGUUAGAGACUGGCUGAAUAGGUGCAGACACGGAAUUGGAUGGAACACUGCCUUGGUUACCUCCAUUGGCAACUGGCGAGAGCAAUAUCUCGGAGACAGAGAUGGAGACAUGAUUUGA